Messenger RNA from Rhizopus microsporus ATCC 52813, 631 nucleotides. RefSeq lists its product as uncharacterized. Gene Ontology annotation, molecular function: RNA binding; structural constituent of ribosome. Gene Ontology annotation, cellular component: ribosome; cytosolic large ribosomal subunit. The record is from RefSeq and is a predicted model, not a curated record. The coding region runs from base 43 to 597 and encodes 184 amino acids. The transcript has 3 exons. Gene Ontology annotation, biological process: translation. NCBI's taxonomy places the organism in Eukaryota, Fungi, Mucoromycota, Mucoromycetes, Mucorales, Rhizopodaceae.
CACCAUAAUUUUUUGUUCAUUCUCUUUUUUUGAUUAUUUAAAAUGGUAAGCUUGGUCGUUCAAAAACGUUUAGCUGCUUCCGUCCUCAAGUGUGGACAACGUAAGAUCUGGUUAGAUCCCAAUGAAGUCAAUGAAAUCUCCAAUGCCAAUUCUCGUGCCAAUAUUCGUAAACUUGUCAAGGAUGGUUUGAUCAUCCGCAAGCCUCAAAUUUCUCAAUCUCGCUUCCGUGUCCUCGAGCGUGCUGCUGCCAAGCGUAAUGGUCGCCACAUGGGCUAUGGUAAGAGAAAGGGUACUGCCGAUGCCCGUAUGUCUAGCCAAGUCAUCUGGAUGCGUCGUAUGCGUGUCCUCCGUCGUCUUUUGGCCAAGUACAGAGAAGCCGGCAAGAUCGACAAGCACUUGUAUCACCAACUCUACCUCAAGUCUAAGGGUAACGGUUUCAAGAACAAGCGUGUCUUGAUGGAACACAUUCACAAGGCUAAGGCUGAAAAGGUCCGUGCAAAGACUCUCGCUGAACAAGCUGAUGUCCUUCGUGCCAAGAACAAGGCUCUUCGUGAACGUCGUGCAAACAAGAAGAAUGAAAAGAUUGAAUCUCAAUAAACAUCAUUCUUGUCCCUUCAGUUUUUUUUUUGUG